Molecule: messenger RNA, 811 nt
Organism: Syzygium oleosum
Lineage: Eukaryota; Viridiplantae; Streptophyta; Magnoliopsida; Myrtales; Myrtaceae
Product: protein RALF-like 34
Exons: 1
Coding region: 91-519 (142 amino acids)
Source: RefSeq, a predicted model, not a curated record
UUUUGCUAAAUCCACUCCGCUAGCUUUUCCCUCAAGAUCAACUCGAACGCUCGCUCACUUUCCAUCGCCCAUUCACUUCACCUCUCUCUCAUGGCCUCCUCCUCCGCCUUCAACCUCCUCCUCCUCGCCUCCCUCCUCCUCCUCCACUCCCUCUUCGCCGCUCGCCACCUCGUGCGAGCCCAGGCGGCGGCGGCGGCCGACGAGGCGAGCCUGAAGCUGAUGACGUCCGACCCGACAAUGGAGUGGCCGGGCGCGAUCUCUCUGUACGACGGCUUCUCUGCCGGCGACGGCGAGGGCGAGGGCGAGGGCGAGGAGGUGGAGGGAGAGGGGGGCCGCCGGUCCCUGUUCUGGCACACCAUAAUGAGGUACUACAUAUCGUACGGGGCGCUGUCGGCGAACAGAGUCCCCUGCCCUCCCCGGUCGGGGAGGUCGUACUACACCCACAACUGCUUCAAGGCCAUAGGGCCCGUCCACCCGUACAGCCGAGGCUGCUCCAUAAUCACCCGUUGCCGGCGGUGAAGAAGAUGGUCCGGUUGUGGCCGACACUGUGUUCUUUUUUCAUUUGGGUGUUCUGCAUUCACGUAGUUGUGUGGAUGCUCUGUUUCUGAUCUCGCCGGAGAAGAAGUCGCCAGCUGUUCUUGCUGUCGUCUGUGCUCCGGCGGAUCGUUGCUGCGGAAAAUGUGUGUAAAUCUGUGUUGUGUCGGGGGACUCGAGAUCUACUUUAGAGCUGUAUUUCAACCUGAGUUGAGAAGCAUAUGAUAUCGAUGCAUGAAGAACUUUAUGAGAUUUAAUAUAAUGUGAUUUGACAAAA